Messenger RNA from Penicillium vulpinum, 2337 nucleotides. RefSeq names its product C6 transcription factor. Gene Ontology annotation, biological process: regulation of transcription by RNA polymerase II; DNA-templated transcription. The record is from RefSeq and is a predicted model, not a curated record. Gene Ontology annotation, molecular function: DNA-binding transcription activator activity, RNA polymerase II-specific; zinc ion binding; RNA polymerase II cis-regulatory region sequence-specific DNA binding. The transcript is spliced from 2 exons. NCBI's taxonomy places the organism in Eukaryota, Fungi, Ascomycota, Eurotiomycetes, Eurotiales, Aspergillaceae. The coding region runs from base 1 to 2337 and encodes 778 amino acids. Gene Ontology annotation, cellular component: nucleus.
AUGGCGCAGGAUCAGGGCCAUCCAUCACUGACCACGCCUCCACCGCGUAAACGCCGCCGGCCACCCAAGUCCUGUGAUCCGUGUCGUCGUCGCAAAAUCCGUUGUGAUCGGGAAUUUCCUUGUGGCCCAUGUGAGCGUGCGAGAACUUCGCCGCAGUGUUUCUAUCGCCCCGUGGUCGCUGCCGGUAGUCCCUCCGGUGGUGAAUUCUCCCAGUCCACGGCUCCUGGCGUGCUGGAGGGACAUACGCCUCCUUCCCAAGUCGUUGACCCGCAGGCACAGAGCCGUCCACCUGCACCCACGUCGCAAUCGCAGUCUCAGGACCAAUGCCAGUAUCAGAACAAGAUAAUCCAGGAUCUGCAACGCCGUCUUCAAUGUUUGGAAGAACAGCUUCCCGUCCCUCCGCUCUCUCAAGCCACUAUCUGUCCCAAUCCCAGUGUCUCUCAGACUCAAGCCCUGUAUCACUUUCACGACCGCGUCCUCGGGACUGAAGAACAGUUGUCUAAUGUAUCUCGUCUCAGUCCUUUGGUCAAUGGAUGGGCCAUUCCGGCCACCCUACCUCGUCUGCGUGUCACAAGCAAUAAGACGAAGCUGUUUGGCCCCAGUCACUGGCUGCAUACCGCUGAGAAAUUUCAAUUCCUUGGCAAAUUCGAUGCCAAAGAAGUAGAGCCGUCGCUACGGGAUGUGGAUGCUAGAUCGGAGUUUGGCAGCAUGUUCAAGGACUGUCGGAAUCUCAGACAUGCCAUCAAAGCCCAAGAGUCUGUUCAAAUCAACCAUCCGGUUCCGGACUUGCUGGGCACGCUCCCGACCCAAGUAGUAUGCGAUGUUCUGGUCGAUGCCUAUCUCCGCACUUUCGAGCUCAUUUACCGGGUUAUUCAUAUCCCAUCCUUCUGGAAAGAGUAUCAUCAGUUGUGGGCCCAGCCGCAGUCAACCUCGACCGAUUUCCUGAUGAAGCUGGUCUUGAUCCUUGCCCUGGGUACCACAUUCUACCCAGAUCGAAGCAAUAAAGUGCAUCUCCGCCGCCUCGCACAAACAUGGAUAUAUGCCGCACAAUGGUGGCUAAUCGGACCAUUGGAAAAGUCGAACGUCAAUCUAGAUGGCCUGCAAGUUGGUUGUCUCUUAUUGCUGGCCCGCCAGACGAACAACCUUCCGGGCACGAGCUGGUUCUCUGCGGGGUCCGUGUUGCGUAUGGCUAUGGUGAUGGGACUGCACCGCACUCCCAACCUCUUUCCCGCACUGUCGGUGUACCAGUCCCAAAUGCGAGACCGACUGUGGGCGACGGUGCUGGAACUGACGUUACUGUCGUCGCUGGACGCCGCGAUCCCUUUACCGUUCUCCCUACAGGACAUUGACCGCACAGGGCUGUCGAAUCUGGAUGACGAGCAGUUCGACCCCGAGACUGAGACGCUUUCCACCCCGCAGUCGAGUCGGCACUUUACCGACUCGUCCAUUCAGAUCCUCCUGCUCAAGUCUCUUCCCGUGCGAGUAGAAGCGAUCCGGCUUGUGAACAACCAGCACCGUCAGGAACUGUCUUACGAAACCGCAUUGAGACUGGGAAAUGAAUUGCGCUCGGCGUGCCGCGAUAUUGCCGCCUUGUUCUACACCAGUCAGAAUCAGUCGAGACAAGCGGAUCGCACUCCGGGCAUGACCAACUUCCAUCUCCGGUUUCUCGACACGUACCUACGUCGAUACAUAUUAUUCCUGCAUCGCCCGUUCAUGAUCCAGGCUCGCAAAGAUCCACGAUUUUACCUGUCCCGUAAGGUGUGUCUGGAGUCCUGCAUCGUGGUUGCAUCGUAUGCCGAUCAUCUCAAUCUACCGGCAGACACCUUGGAUGAUCUCUCUCACCUGACCAUUGUAGGUAGAGGCUCAUUCAAAGGAGCCUUAAGCUUCGAUGUGAUCACCUCCCUAGGGCUGGAAAUUGUCACACAACUCGAGGAGGAGGCUUCUACACGGCCCUUGGGAUCUUCUCCGCCAUUUAUCGCCGAUCCCCUAGAUGAAAUGGCCAAGACCUAUCGAUUGCCCUUAAUCCGGAGCCUGGAACACAUUCAAGAGCAGCUACUGCAGAUUAUCGCUCUUGGAAAUCCCAGUCUGAAGCGAUACAACUUCCUGUCUGCGAUUUUGAGCCAGAUCCGUGCAAUGGAGUCGGGCCAGCCAAUUCAACCCGCCAUUUACGAGACCGUCAAAGAAAGCCUAAAGAAAUGUCAUUUCUUGCUGCAGGUCUCUCAUGCGGCCAGUUCGCCGCAGGAAUCGGUUGAGUCGCUGACUAUGGGGACAGACAGUGCUGCAGAUUUUGAUGUGGAUGCUUUAGUAAGUACUUCUUUCCUUUUGUUGCUUCCGUAG